This is a messenger RNA of Humulus lupulus (European hop), 1949 nucleotides long. RefSeq lists its product as uncharacterized. Bases 197 to 1699 code for a protein of 500 amino acids. Gene Ontology annotation, biological process: response to heat; protein refolding. Gene Ontology annotation, molecular function: ATP binding; heat shock protein binding. The record is from RefSeq and is a predicted model, not a curated record. The transcript is spliced from 11 exons. Gene Ontology annotation, cellular component: cytoplasm. NCBI's taxonomy places the organism in Eukaryota, Viridiplantae, Streptophyta, Magnoliopsida, Rosales, Cannabaceae.
CUUUUGGUUGCAUCUUUCUCUUCUCUCUCUCUCCAUUCCCUUCUUCCAUCCGUAAAAGGCCAAUAACCUUUUUUUUCAUUUUCUCUCCCGAAGCCCGAACUAAUAUGAAACUUUUUAGGGACUGUUUCUUCUCAUUCUCACUCUCAUAGAACUUGUAUCAAACACUUAGAGACCAGCGGCAUUUCCCGGCGCUUCAAUGGCCGCCGCCGCCGCCAUCUCUUUCUCAAUCCUUCCUUCAUCUUCACUCAGCUUUGUCUCCGACCGCCCUCGCCUUGUUACCUCACCAACAACUUCUCUCUUUUCCUCUUCCUCUUCUUCGUUCUUGUCGCACAAAAGCUUAAUUUCCCUUCAUUCUUGUUCGCCCCAUUCGAAGCUUUAUACAAGAAGGCUCUGUGCUAAAAGUGGAUUUGGGUCCGUGAUUACUGCUUCGGGGGACUAUUAUGCCACUCUCGGUGUUCCGAAAUCUGCCUCUGGCAAGGAAAUUAAGGCUGCUUAUCGAAGGUUAGCUCGCCAGUACCAUCCUGAUGUCAACAAGCAACCCGGAGCAACUGAGAAGUUUAAAGAAAUCAGUACUGCAUAUGAGGUGCUAUCAGAUGAUAAAAAACGAGCUUUAUAUGAUCAAUAUGGAGAAGCUGGAGUUAAGAGCACAGUAGGAGGAGGAUCAAGUGCCUAUACGACUAAUCCAUUUGAUUUAUUCGAGACAUUUUUUGGACCAAGCAUGGGUGGGUUCCCUGGUAUGGACCAAGGUGGAUUUGGAACACGCCGUCGUAGCACUGUUACUAAGGGUCAAGAUAUACGAUAUGACAUCUCUUUAGAAUUUGCGGAGGCUAUUUUUGGAGCAGAGAAAGAAUUCGAACUUUCUCAUCUGGAAACAUGUGAAGCUUGCACUGGAACUGGAGCAAAACUAGGCUCCAAAAAUAGGAUAUGUUCAACUUGUGGUGGGAGGGGUCAAGUUAUGAGAACUGAGCAAACUCCUUUUGGAAUGUUUUCCCAGGUUUCUGUAUGUCCAACUUGUAGUGGAGAUGGUGAGGUCAUUUCAGAAUACUGUCGAAAAUGUUCAGGCGAAGGACGCAUUCGGGUGAAGAAAAAUAUUAAAGUUAAAAUUCCACCUGGCGUUAGUACUGGCAGUAUUCUGAGAGUUGCUGGAGAGGGUGAUGUUGGACCAAAAGGGGGCCCUCCUGGAGAUCUUUUUGUAUAUCUUGACGUGGAAGAGAUAGCAGGAAUUCAAAGAGAUGGGAUAAACCUCAAUUCCACAAUAUCUAUCAGUUAUCUUGAUGCCAUCUUGGGGACUGUCGUUAAGGUGAAGACGGUUGAAGGAAUGACUGAACUUCAAAUUCCACCAGGUACCCAACCUGGGGAUACUCUCGUUUUGUCAAAGAAAGGUGCACCAAAAUUGAACAGACCAUCAAUACGUGGUGAUCAUCUAUUUACAAUCAAGGUUGCCAUUCCAAAUCGUAUUAGUUCCAAGGAGCGCGAAUUGCUUGAAGAACUAGCUUUACUGAAAAAUACCAAUGCCAGCCGCCCAAGAACUCGCCAACAACCUCGGCCAGUUAGUACUAAGAGUACAGAAAGUCCAGUCGAGAGCGUCGAAGAGAAAACAGAGGAAUCAGGAGAUCAGGAUGACAUUUUGCAGAAGCUAAAGGACUUUGCUGGCUCUGUUGCAAAUGGAGCUCUAAAAUGGCUGAAAGACAACCUCUAGGCUGGGAUUUUCAUUCGGUGAAUUCGAACAGACAACGGCUCCCCCCACCUAACGGAGGCUGACCUUUCUGCCCUGGGUCUCUAAGGACUGCAGUGGCAGAUAAUUUUUUUUUAUGUCUUUGUAACUUGUAAAUCUUAGAAACCCAACAAGCGAAGUAAUACUAAAUAGCCAUCUGCUCUGCAUUCAUAGUUUGAUAUGCAUUCAAAUUUUGAAUAGAGACAUAAUACACGAGGCAAGUUUUUUAUUUUUA